Populus trichocarpa (black cottonwood) is the source of this 2036-nucleotide messenger RNA. RefSeq names its product cytochrome P450 78A3. The record is from RefSeq and is a predicted model, not a curated record. NCBI's taxonomy places the organism in Eukaryota, Viridiplantae, Streptophyta, Magnoliopsida, Malpighiales, Salicaceae. The transcript is spliced from 2 exons. Bases 149 to 1783 code for a protein of 544 amino acids. Gene Ontology annotation, molecular function: heme binding; oxidoreductase activity, acting on paired donors, with incorporation or reduction of molecular oxygen; monooxygenase activity.
UAGACACCAUCCAAGCAUUCUCAUUCAGUCCCUAAAAAUAACAAGCCACUCUCCUUAAAUUCUGAGUGUGGGCAACAGACAAUUGACCCUGUGUUGAUUUCUGUAUCCUCUCCCCAAUCUUCAAAACUCCUAAUUGAGCUAGCCCGCCAUGAGAACAGACAUAGAUAACUUCUGGAUCUUUGCUUUGGCCUCCAAAUGCAGAGUCUUUACACAAGAAAAUAUUGCAUGGUCGCUUUUGAUCAUGGGUUUAGCUUGGAUAGCCACUACCCUUAUUUACUGGGCAUACCCUGGUGGUCCUGCUUGGGGCAAAUACAAACUCAAAAACACUUCCUUCACAAUUUCUAAGCCAAUUCCAGGUCCCAGGGGAUUGCCUCUUAUAGGCGGCAUGAGGCUUAUGACCUCCUUAGCACAUCACAAGAUUGCAGCGGCUGCAGAUGCAUGCAAAGCCAGGAGGCUCAUGGCGUUUAGCCUUGGUGAUACUCGUGUUAUCGUGACAUGCAAUCCUGAUGUGGCUAAAGAAAUACUGAACAGUUCGGUGUUUGCAGAUCGUCCAGUUAAAGAAUCUGCUUAUAGCCUAAUGUUCAAUAGAGCAAUUGGGUUCGCUCCUUAUGGUGUUUACUGGCGAACCCUUAGAAAAAUAGCUUCUACACACCUUUUCUGCCCCAAACAAAUCAAAACUGCGGCGUCUCAAAGACGCCGAAUUGCUUCUGAAACGGUGUCCAUGUUCAAUGACCAUGAAGGGAGUGGUUUCACCGUUCGUGGGAUACUCAAGAGAGCUUCACUUAAUAACAUGAUGUGCUCAGUUUUUGGACGCGAGUAUGAAUUGGAUUCAUGUAAUAGUGAAGUUGAAGAACUGAGAGCUCUAGUUGAUGAAGGGUACGAUUUAUUGGGUACACUUAACUGGACCGACCACCUUCCUUGGCUGGCGGAUUUUGACCCUCAAAAAAUCCGAUUCAGAUGCUCAAAUCUCGUGCCAAAAGUGAACCGGUUUGUCAGCCGAAUCCUGGCUGAGCAUAGAGCUCAAGCUGGAAAUGAAACCCCGGAUUUCGUUGAUGUUUUGCUGUCUCUUCAAGGCCACGAUAAAUUAUCGGACUCCGAUAUGAUUGCCGUCCUUUGGGAAAUGAUUUUCAGGGGCACUGAUACGGUGGCAGUUUUGAUGGAGUGGAUUCUAGCUAGAAUGGUACUUCAUCCUGAUGUUUUAUCAAAGGUCCAUGAUGAGCUUGACAAAGUUGUUGGAAGAUCAAGGGCCGUAGCUGAAUCUGAUAUCACGGCAAUGGUGUAUCUCCAGGCAGCAGUGAAGGAAGUGUUGAGGCUACACCCACCUGGUCCACUUCUCUCGUGGGCCAGGCUUGCCAUCACUGAUACAACCAUAGAUGGGUAUCACGUGCCUAAAGGGACCACAGCAAUGGUUAACAUGUGGGCCAUUUCAAGGGACCCAGAUUCUUGGGAGGACCCGCUUGAAUUUAUGCCUGAGAGAUUCGUGACUAAGAAGGGUGAGCUGGAGUUUUCUGUUCUUGGGUCGGAUCUAAGGCUUGCUCCGUUUGGUUCCGGUAGGCGAACCUGCCCGGGAAAGACAUUGGGCUUAACUACGGUGACCUUUUGGGUUGCGUCACUACUACACGAGUAUGAAUGGCUGCCGUGCGAUGGAAAUAAAGUUGACCUAUCAGAAGUACUGGGUCUGUCCUGUGAGAUGGCAAAUCCAUUGACCGUUAAACUGCGGCCCAGGCGUUCCCAUUAUAAGCCCACUGUACUAGGUGUACAGAACUACGUACUAGAUGUCUAGUCUGGAUCCAAAAAAAAAAGGAAAAAAAUGAGAGAAGACUUCUCCGUGACGGGGUUGCAAAUCUUAAUCCUUGAUCCACCAUAUGAUCAUGUUGUCUUUAGUCUGUCUCUUGGGUGUCGGUCUUUUUUUUUUUGUUUUUUUUUUAUUUAACAGUCGAGUGUCAAAUAUCGUGUCCUUAUUUAUAUAUGUCAUGACAUGUUUCAACUGGUGUAAAUACGAGUGGAAAAAAAAAAAAAAAGAGUUUCAAGUUUCA